CGAUUUUAGUAUUACGUAAUAUACAUGCGACAGUAUGUUUCUUUCCCCUUCUAAUUCUAAACAUCCGGCGGUUUGCUGUUCGGUUGAUAUCUAGCCAAGUGAUAAGCUACAGAUUAAGGACAGUUGUAUGGUGAUGGAGGAGGAACAACCUCAAGAGGACUGCGCCCAACCUCAGCCCUCCGCGUCCUGCUCCAAGAAGCCAGACAAGCCCCUCUACCAGCCCAAGAAGAAGCAGGACGGCCCCAAAGAUAAGGCUCAAACCCAGGGAGACGGCAAACCAAAGCCCAGGCCUCGCUACACGGACAAGGCCCGAAAGAAUGCCAAGAACAAGAAGGACAAAGGAGGGAAGACGGGAGGAGACGGGAAUGGAGUCCUAAACGGUGAGGCCAAACUGGAGGAGACGGUAGAAGAAGGAGGAGGCAACGCGGGGCCACAGAAUGACGGACAGGCUGCUACAGCCAACCAGGGAGGAGAUGGAGAUGUGGGUUCGCGACUGGAGACGGGGAGCAAGAGUUCUCCGUCUGAGAGAGAAGGGGGACCCCGGGAGGGGAUAGAGGCAGGCCCUCAGGAAGAGGAGGAUGAGGAGAGCUGGGACGCUCUCUUUGAUGACGAAGGAGAGUGUUUGGAACCCCAUGUGCUAGAGGAGCUGGCCAUAAAGCAGGGCAGGAAGAAGCGGCCGGUGCAGGAGGCCAGGUUUGACUACUACAGCUUGGAUCAGGACAGAGAGGGGGAUGAUGACACUGAGCUCACGGAGGAUGAGUUGUCUAACAUCAUAGAAAUCUACGACUUCCCCACAGAGUUUAAGACUGAAGACCUGGUCAAAUCCUUCCAGGCCUACCAGCAGAGAGGCUUUGACAUCCAGUUUGUGGACGAUACACACGCCCUGGCUCUCUUCAACAGCCCCAUAGCAGCUCGGGAGGCUCUGAGGACCAAACACCCGCUGUUGAAGGUCAGGUCUCUGGCUAAAGCCUCCGUCACCACCAGGGCCAAGGCUCGCAGCUGCUCAGACUACCUGCUCCCUACUAAGGAGCGUCCCCAGACCAGUGCAGUGUUGGCCCGCAGGCUGGUGAUGGGGGCGCUGGGCGUCAAGAGUCCCCAGAGCAAAGAGCACCGUGAAGCAGAGAAAAAAAAACUGCAAGAUGCCAGAGAGCAGAAGCGUCUGGCAGCUAAACAGAGAGACGACGCCUGGGAAGGGAAAGCCUGAUGGAGAGGAACCACUUCCCGGCUUCUGCCCUCCAUCCCAUCCUCCCUUCACCGUAGGGACUAGACACACCUCUGUCCCCUCUGCCCUCCAUCCUCCCUCCACCGUAGGGACUAGACACACCUCUGUCCCCUCUGCCCUCCAUCCCAUCCUCCCUCCACUGUAGGGACUAGAUACACCUCUGUCCCCUCUGCCCUCCAUCCCAUCCUCCCUCCACCGUAGGGACUAGACACACCUCUGUCCCCUCUGCCCUCCAUCCUCCCUCCACCGUAGGGACUAGACACACCUCUGUUCCCUCUGCCCUCCAUCCCAUCCUCCCUCCACCGUAGGGACUAGACACACCUCUGUCCCCUCUGCCCUCCAUCCCAUCCUCCCUCCACCGUAGGGACUAGACACACCUCUGUUCCCUCUGCCCUCCAUCCUCCCUCCACCGUAGGGACUAGACACACCUCUGUCCCCUCUGCCCUCCAUCCUCCCUCCACCGUAGGGACUAGACACACCUCUGUCCCCUCUGCCCUCCAUCCCAUCCUCCCUUCACCGUAGGGACUAGACACACCUCUGUCCCCUCUGCCCUCCAUCCCAUCCUCCCUCCACCGUAGGGACUAGACACACCUCUGUUCCCUCUGCCCUCCAUCCUCCCUCCACUGUAGGGACUAGACACACCUCUGUCCCCUCUGCCCUCCAUCCCAUCCUCCCUCCACCGUAGGGACUAGACACACCUCUGUCCCCUCUGCCCUCCAUCCUCCCUCCACCGUAGGGACUAGACACACCUCUGUCCCCUCUGCCCUCCAUCCCAUCCUCCCUUCACCGUAGGGACUAGACACACCUCUGUCCCCUCUGCCCUCCAUCCCAUCCUCCCUCCACCGUAGGGACUAGACACACCUCUGUUCCCUCUGCCCUCCAUCCUCCCUCCACUGUAGGGACUAGACACACCUCUGUCCCCUCUGCCCUCCAUCCCAUCCUCCCUCCACCGUAGGGACUAGACACACCUCUGUCCCCUCUGCCCUCCAUCCUCCCUUCACUGUAGGGACUAGACACACCUCUGUUCCCUCUGCCCUCCAUCCCAUCCUCCCUUCACCGUAGGGACUAGACACACCUCUGUCCCCUCUGCCCUCCAUCCCAUCCUCCCUUCACCGUAGGGACUAGACACACCUCUGUCCCCUCUGCCCUCCAUCCCAUCCUCCCUUCACCGUAGGGACUAGACACACCUCUGUUCCCUCUGCCCUCCAUCCUCCCUCCACUGUAGGGACUAGACACACCUCUGUCCCCUCUGCCCUCCAUCCUCCCUCCACUGUAGGGACUAGACACACCUCUGUCCCCUCUGCCCUCCAUCCUCCCUCCACCGUAGGGACUAGACACACCUCUGUCCCCUCUGCCCUCCAUCCCAUCCUCCCUCCACCGUAGGGACUAGACACACCUCUGUUCCCUCUGCCCUCCAUUCUCCCUCCACUGUAGGGACUAGACACACCUCUGUCCCCUCUGCCCUCCAUCCCAUCCUCCCUUCACCGUAGGGACUAGACACACCUCUGUCCCCUCUGCCCUCCAUCCCAUCCUCCCUUCACCAUAGGGACUAGACUACACAGGGCAGCUGUACUGAAGCCACACUGGACUGAACAGAACUGAACUCAGCCAAAGCCCAGAGUUUGUUGGCAGAACUUUUUCUCUUGAAACCUGGUCAGCUUUAGAUUAAUCAUCACUACUAACAUUGAUAACAGGGUCAUAUGGAGGUUAGGGGUCAUAUGGAGGUUAGGGGUCAUAUGGAGGUUAGGGGUCAUAUGGAGGUUAGGGGUCAUAUGGGAGGCUCCCAUGCAGGGUAACCAGGGUUAUUAUGGAUGAGCGUAUAGUACAGGGAUGCGCUGCGGGGUUUUGCACCCACCCAGCACUAAAACACCUGCUGUGCUGAUUCACCUAAUUCAUGAAGAAUAGUUUUAUUUGUUGUUUUGUUAGUGGUGGGCUGGAACAAAACCCUGCACACAUACAGCACACUGAUGGCCCUGUGUAAGACGUGAUGUUAUCAACAACCACCAGUGGAUGCUAGACAGAACAGUGUGACAGUUAAACAGUAAGGUGGUGUCCCUUCCAGGAGUCGGCUCCAUUUAGAUUCCACUCACAGAACAGUGUGACAGUUAAACAGUAAGGUGGUGUCCCCUCCAGGGGUCAGCUCCAUUUAGAUUCCACUCACAGAACAGUGUGACAGUUAAACAGUAAGGUGGUGUCCCCUCCAGGGGUCAGCUCCAUUUAGAUUCCACUCACAGAACAGUGUGACAGUUAAACAGUAAGGUGGUGUCCCCUCCAGGGGUCAGCUCCAUUUAGAUUCCACUCACAGAACAGUGUGACAGUUAAACAGUAAGGUGGUGUCCCCUCCAGGGGUCAGCUCCAUUUAGAUUCCACUCACAGAACAGUGUGACAGUUAAACAGUAAGGUGGUGUCCCCUCCAGGGGUCAGCUCCAUUUAGAUUCCACUCACAGAACAGUGUGACGGUUAAACAGUAAGGUGGUGUCCCCUCCAGGGGUCAGCUCCAUUUAGAUUCCACUCACAGAACAGUGUGACAGUUAAACAGUAAGGUGGUGUCCCCUCCAGGGGUCAGCUCCAUUUAGAUUCCACUCACAGAACAGUGUGACAGUUAAACAGUAAGGUGGUGUCCCCUCCAGGGGUCAGCUCCAUUUAGAUUCCACUCACAGAACAGUGUGACAGUUAAACAGUAAGGUGGUGUCCCCUCCAGGGGUCAGCUCCAUUUAGAUUCCACUCACAGAACAGUGUGACAGUUAAACAGUAAGGUGGUGUCCCCUCCAGGGGUCAGCUCCAUUUAGAUUCCAGCCAGUUCAGAAACUGAAGCGCGUUCCAAGUCCACAUUCUCCUCAUUGAAAAGCAUUGAGGAGAAUUGGAAUUGGAAUUCCGCUGUACUUCCUGAAUUGACAGGAAUUCAAAUGAAACUGACCCCGACCCUGAUACCCUCAUAUUCUGUUUUUAUUUACUUUUUAUAUUGUUUUAUUACCAGCUGAUGGGGAGGAGCUAAUUAUGACCUAAUUUAUGUUACAUGUAUUAAUCUUAUAAAAAAUAAUCUCAGUCAGGAAGUAUAUCUUGAAUCAUCCUCCCCCAGAUUCUGCUCAUGCUAAAGCACACUGGUUUUAGUUUAGGGAUAGUGUGUCAAGCGUCUGAGUAUGAGAGCUGAUCCAGGAUCAGGGCCCAACCUGUCCACACAAUCUUAUUAAUUGUGUUCUAAAAGGCGAAACUGAUCCUAGAUCAGCACUUCUACCCUGAGACGAUUGAGACAUUGGGGCCCAGCUAUCUUAACGGCUUAAUAAUGAUGAGCGAGGACCGACACACCAAAUAACAUUAUGAUGAAGUCUCAGUUGCUCCCUAACGUUUGUAAAAAUGUUUUUGUAAAAACAAUGUAUUUUCUUUUCCUAUUGUAUUGUUCAGUGAACAGGGUUUGUCACUGUUUUUCUCUUAUUGGUCGUUUAAUAAAUCAUUUUAAAACUCUU
This is a messenger RNA of Oncorhynchus kisutch (coho salmon), 4686 nucleotides long. RefSeq names its product coiled-coil domain-containing protein R3HCC1L-like. The record is from RefSeq and is a predicted model, not a curated record. NCBI's taxonomy places the organism in Eukaryota, Metazoa, Chordata, Actinopteri, Salmoniformes, Salmonidae. The coding region runs from base 128 to 1204 and encodes 358 amino acids. The transcript has 7 exons.